AUGGCGCGAACCAAGCAAACCGCGCGCAAAUCAACCGGCGGGAAAGCGCCGAGGAAGCAGCUAGCUAUGAAAACCAUUAAAGCAUGCAGGAAGACCGCCUCCAUGACCUGCGGGGGGGUCAAGAGACCGCACAGGUACCGGCCCGGCACCGUCGCGUUGAGAGAAAUCAGGAGAUACCAGAAGAGCACUGAGUUAUUGAUGAGAAAAUUGCCGUUUCAGAGGUUGGUGAGGGAAAUUGCGCUUGAGUUCAAGACUGAGUUGAGAAUACAAAGCUCGGCCAUGAUGGCGCUGCAGGAAGCCUGCGAGUCUUAUUUGGUGGGCCUGUUUGAGGACACCAACCUGUGCGCGGUACAUGCCAAGAGAGUUACCAUCAUGCCGAAAGAUAUUCAGCUGGCGAGAAGGAUAAGAGGCGACCGCUGUUAG
Molecule: messenger RNA, 423 nt
Organism: Amyelois transitella
Lineage: Eukaryota; Metazoa; Arthropoda; Insecta; Lepidoptera; Pyralidae
Product: histone H3.1-like
Exons: 1
Coding region: 1-423 (140 amino acids)
Cellular component (GO): nucleosome
Molecular function (GO): structural constituent of chromatin; DNA binding; protein heterodimerization activity
Source: RefSeq, a predicted model, not a curated record